AAGGAAGUCUGCGGACUGUGUACGGUGUCAAUGAGAUUGAUUCACAAGAUGGAGGGGCUGGGCUUCCGUAUCGCCCCUUGAAAAGAGUACAGGAACUAAGUUCUACUUCAGGGAGAAAGCUUUUCUGAAGGAAAUGUGUUGCUUUUGAGUGAUUUAUCCUGUAGCUACAAGAUGUCAGAGGAGGUGGAGGAUGUUGUAAGAGUCCUUUAUGACUAUGGCUAUACAGAUGACAGUGGACAAGUGACAAUUAAAGCAGGAGACCUUUAUCGACUUGUCGAGAGAACGAACAAUGAGUGGUGGCAAGUGUAUGAUCCCUCGGAUGCUAAUGGGGAUUGCUUCUUUGUGCCAGCUCAAUACGUGGAAGUGGUCUCAGAGAGGAGUCCACUGAAAACUCUUUCUGAUUUGGACAAACUUUUGACUUUUGGAGAGUCUGCCAGGGAUUCACCUUUGACUGAUUAUGAUGAUGAUCGAGAACAGACAUAUGCCAAUCAAGUGAACAGGGAUAAUGAGUCUGAUUAUGUGAAUUCAUCUAGUUCCCAUGGGGAGGGUGAGACUGAUGGAGAAUACGUUAAUCUGGAGCAGUAUAGAAAUGUUGCCCGGAUUAACCCAAUUACUGUCAGUGCCUGUUCCGAUGACGUCCCUGGAACAUCUAAAAACUCUUCUCUUCCCUCGCCUACUGCUCAAGAACUAAUUCAAGGAACAAUUCCUCCCCCUCUUCCAGAGGAGGGUACUUUUGUUAGAGUUUUAGUUGAAGGUUUGCCAUGGGACAUCUACAAGGAGCAUUCUUUGCAGCGGCUUUAUUACGUGAAUCGAGAAACUGGGGAAAGAAUGUGGAAACCUCCACGCAAAGACAAACCCUCAAGUGGAGAACAGCCUAAGCCUGUUGUUCCUAUCACCCCACCAUCUUUGCCUACUGUGUCAGAGAAAAAAGGCACAGAAUGGUCCAUCCCCUCUGAGUAUGAACAAGUUCAUGAUAACGGCAACUUAUACUUCAUUCACAAGUCUACGCAGGAAAAGUGGAAGAGCCUGGUAGACCAGGUGGGCAGGCAGUAUUUUCACAAAAUGGGCUCCUCUGAUACGAGGUGGAAUCUCCCAGCCUCUGCGGAGAGCUCUGAGAACCCCUCAGACUCGGCCGCUCCUGACCUCACUACUAUCCAGAUUAGGCCUCGCUUGAGGCAAAAGGAUUCAAACUGGGAAUCACAAGGACACCGGCUCAGCACUUUUGGAGCCCAAUCCAUGAGGGCUGUGAAGGCCAUGUCCACUUAUGGUCAGCUAGAGUCUUCAUCGAGUAAAGCAUCCACUCUACCUGCCAAUUUCUCUGCGCCCAGGCCUGCUCCCAUUGCCAAUGACCGACUUCCUGUGGCAAGACCGGUGAACCUUGCACCUCCUAGCCCAUCGACAUUGCCGCAGGUCCCAGAAGGACAGCAGAGAUCCACUCUCCAAUUACUGACUAAUGAAAUAUUCAGUGGGUACUUAAAUAAAACAAAGAUAGCAGAACUUGGGAAAAAGAAGAGCAAGAAAAACUGGAGUCAGACCUUUGUAGUGCUGCAGGGUUCCAAUCUAGUGUUUUACAAAGAUCAGAAGUCGGCACCACAAAAACCAGGGUCCCCUCAUGGCAAGCCAGAGGGCGUCAUCAGUCUGCAGGGAGCUCAUGUUGACUUUAAUCCGUCAAAGGAUAUCACUAGCAAGAAAAAUACAAUACUACUCUAUGUGAGCUCAGGCAGCUCAUUCCUUUUUCAGUCAGACAAUGAAAAAACAAUUAGAGAGUGGUUCACUCGAAUGAAGAUUGUCGCAAACGAUGUAUCACCGGCAGCAGAAACUAGUCCAAAAGAAUUUGAUUUGAAAGAAGAUAGAAAAGGCAUGACGAGAAGUGUGUCAGCAGAUGAGAGCCCAUCUUUGCACUCUGUGGACAAGAACAAGAAUAUUGUCAGCAUACGAGCCAAGCUUCUCAAUUUCAUUUCUCGCAGACCAGCACAGGAAGAUCUGGUCAAAAGAGGCAUUAUCAAAGAUGCUGUGUUUGGGUCUCUCUUGCAUGAAUUGUGUGAUCGAGAAAAAGUUCCUGUGCCAAAAUUUGUACAUCAGUGUGUGGCAGCAGUGGAGUCUAGAGGCCUCACACAUGAUGGACUGUACCGUGUCAGUGGGAACUUAGCAGAAAUCCAGAGAUUGCGUUGUGCUGUAGACAAAGAUGACAGCUACAACCUGUAUGACCGCCAGUGGGAUGUGCAUGUGCUCACUGGUGCCCUCAAGCUCUUCUUCAGAGAACUCAAGGAGCCAGUCUUCCCUUUCCAUAUGUACAACAGGUUUUUCGAUGCCGUUCGAAAAGAGCCAAGAAAGGAAAAAAUGCAUGCUUUCAAGUCUGCUGUUUCUGACCUACCACGGUGUAACUACUUCACUCUUAAAGAGUUGUUUCAGCAUUUAUGCAAGGUGAUUGAAGUAAGCCAUGAGAAUCGCAUGCAGACCCAGAAUGUGGCCAUUGUGUUUGGGCCCACCUUGCUGUGGUACAACGAGGAUGCAGCCAGCCUGGCUGUGCAGACAGUGGUCCAGAGCAAGAUUGUGGAGUUUAUGCUCACAGAAUACUCAGAGCUCUUCAAGAGUUGAUAGAAAAUGGCUGCCACUGAUCUUUAGAGAUUAAUGUAAUGUAGAAGCACCGCAAUUUGGUCUUCAGGAUUGAAGUGGAAAUGCUGCAAUUGAACAUAUGUUUGACAAUAUAUAGUUGUACGUUGAUGAAAUGUAAGAACCACACUACUUUAGUAAACAGUAUUGUGAUUUCCAUUUUUUCUUCUUUCCUUCUCUUGUUUUGCGCCUUUUCCCUUUGCUUGAUUUCUUGCAAGUCUAAUGGUUUGUGAGCUGUGUGCUUUCUUAGACUUCCUUAGCUUUGUACAGUUUUUCAGGUUGAGCUUUUCUGAACUGUUCACACGCAUGCUGAACAGAAUAUUGUUGAAAAUUUUUUUUCCCCUAUAGCCUAUACUGUAAUACUUUUUUUCUUGAAAAACGUAUUUAUGAAAAGAAUAUUUUUUAAGCGUUUGUUUUGCAUAGGGUCUCAGGCAUUUACCUUUCUCUGGACACUUUGUUGAAAAUGAUAUCUAUUAUAACUUAUUCCCUUUCAUGUUAAAAUUUGAGUCUUUCACAGUUAUAUAUAUAUAUAUAUAUAUAUGAAUAUCGAUAUAUUAUGUAUAUAUGCAUGUUGCCAAAUUGAUUGAGCAAACAAAGUUGUGAUGUACUCAUAUAUUAUUCAUUCCCAUUAAAUUAGUUUGGUAAUAUGUUCACCAAGAUUCUCACGACUGAGGCAUAAUUUUUCAUUUUCUAUAGCUUUGCAAGCUUUUGUCUCGUAGAUAUGCCUUUAGCUUGUCUUAUUUUGUGCUUAAAAUGAAUUUGUUCUGUGGAACAAUUCUCUUUGUUCAUGCUAAAGGCUGCUUUUAUUUUUGUUAGUCCUUAUUGUGUACUUGCUGAAUGUGGUUACCAAGAGGUCCGGUUAGUUGGCGUCAAAGUUUCUGAUCAGUUGUCCUAUAUAUCAGAAUGGAGGACAGAUUGCUUGUCCUGGGUUCUGAAUCUUUUUGGACUAGUGAUUUUAUUACACUUGCUCCAGUAGUUGUGUAGAGUGUGGGACGACAUUCCGCCAUGGUAGAGCUAGGUUGUUGAGAAGGGAAUACUUGGUUCUGGCUAGUUGGCAUCGUGCAGACUUUUCAGCUCAUGUUGUUUGUAGACUCUGUCUGCUGAAAGUUAAUGGUCAAGUUUUGUUUGGUGUUCUGUAGGCAGAGGCUUCCUCCCCACACUUCUAUAUAUAUUAUAGUGAAUAGAUGGAGAGGAUGAAACCUGAUUUGAAAAAGAUUAUCCGUCCUGAGCUUUGGGCAAAGUUGUAGAUUCCUCGCUACACUGCUUCUUGCUCAACCGGUAACAUAAUGUGUCAGGACACGGAAUCAGGCUCUCGUCAGUUUUAGUGCAUGUGGAGUUAUUGGUGUAAUCUUAAAGCUUGCUCAUUUGUCUUGCUUAAAAAAAAAAAAAA
This is a messenger RNA of Aplysia californica (California sea hare), 4003 nucleotides long. Its product is annotated as rho GTPase-activating protein 15. Gene Ontology annotation, biological process: signal transduction; regulation of GTPase activity. Gene Ontology annotation, cellular component: cytoplasm. The record is from RefSeq and is a predicted model, not a curated record. The coding region runs from base 172 to 2598 and encodes 808 amino acids. The transcript is spliced from 19 exons. Gene Ontology annotation, molecular function: protein binding. NCBI's taxonomy places the organism in Eukaryota, Metazoa, Mollusca, Gastropoda, Aplysiida, Aplysiidae.